Messenger RNA from Culex pipiens pallens (northern house mosquito), 2900 nucleotides. RefSeq lists its product as uncharacterized. NCBI's taxonomy places the organism in Eukaryota, Metazoa, Arthropoda, Insecta, Diptera, Culicidae. The coding region runs from base 142 to 2700 and encodes 852 amino acids. The record is from RefSeq and is a predicted model, not a curated record. The transcript is spliced from 7 exons.
UUCAUUCAAUUUUUGGUGGGCGCGGAUGUAAACAAACCUAAAUUUGGUGCUCCAACGGUUUUCGCGAAUUAGAUCACGUUUUUACUUAAUUUUAUCGAAAAAUAAAUUAUAUUCUGUGAAAUGCAGUAAACUCCGCGCGAAAUGGCCAACGAAAGUUUUGACUUUAACAUUACCAAGUUCCUGGCGGAACAGAAACAGCUACUGGCGCUGGAAAAGGAACGUUUUGCGGUGGAGAAGAUAAACCUGCUGGAACCGGCCAGCAACGAGGUGGCCACCGCCGGUUCGUCUCGGGACGAUGACGCGCUGAAACGGGCCAAGGAUGACCAGAACGCCAAGUUGGUGGGGAAGGGACGGGAUGGUAACAAGGAAAACGUUCCGAAGGGUUCGGAGAAGAAACCGGAAGUGGAAGGCGAGUGUCCGGUGGAGCGGAUGCUCCGCGAGGGAAGCUUCCAGAGGUUGCAGGUGAAACACAGUCCGCAGUAUUCGAGUGAGAAGAGGGAGGAAGCGGUUGAUGUUGCUGAGGUCAUUGAGCAGAGAUUUGUCAGGAAGAAGCUGGACCAUCUUCAUAGUACAAUACUGGAAGGUUCACCGAAGACACCCGACCGACAGCAGCAACAGGAUGAGAUGGAACAGUGGGUGUCGGACACCUUCUACUCGUACUUUCCCAGCUUCAACAAGAACCAAAACGAGAAGAAAUCGAUGCUGUCCCGGGCGCGCCAGGCCGACUACCAAGAGUAUCUGAAAAAUAUCCCCCAGGUCACCACGAAACACCAGCAGUACAUGGAAAAGUUCGGCCACCAGGCCGUCCAAACCGUCAACGAAGUGGGCACCAACACCAACCACAACAACAGCGGCAGCAACCUAAAGUCGACCUCAACCGCCAAGAACUACCUGUCCCCAUCGACGGCCGCCACCCCCAACGUGAGCUUCAGCCCGCACCUGGUCACGUCCUCCUCAUCUCCGGCCCAUAACCCGAUCCGGAAGACGGUGGCCAGCGAACCGAGCGCGUACAUGCGCAAAGGUAGCCCCCGCGAGAAGUUGAUCGAAGAUCUGACCCACACUGACCUGUCCACCAUUCUCACCACAGACACGAUCGACCGCCGGAACCGGAUGCUGGCGGAAGAGGAAAGCCGGCGCAAGCUGGAGUACCAGAAGGAGCUGAUCAAGCAGAUCGACGAGAAGCGGAAGGAGGUCGAGCGGUUGCGGGAGAAAGAGAAGUUGGAGGAGGAAAUGCUGACGAGUCGUUUGGAGCAACAGCUGAAAACCAUGCAACUCGAGGAAGAACUGGAACGCGAGAAGCAACGCAGCGAAAAGAUUCGUCUCGCCAACGAGCAGAACCACAUCCGCCGGCUGCAGCUUCUCUCGAAGCUCGAGAACGACCACAAGGUAUUCAAUCCGUACGACGCCGACCGCAAGACGCUGUCCGAAAACGGCAAGGAGAUCUACCUGGACUCGUCCCAGCAGCAGCGCAAAGUCAGUCAUCUCGGCGGAAGUGGUCCCGCCCACCCGGGCAAGGACAAAGUGUACCGCUACUUUAGCAACUCGGCGCAAAAUCCGGCCAGCCUUGCGUCGACCAGUUUGUCUUCGGAGAUGGAGUACGAUUCUUCCAGCGAGUCCGUGGGUCAGCAACCUGGGAACCGGUACCAGUACUGCAAGAACUGCCGGGCGGACAUUGAUCGGUCGUUUUUACCGCCGCGGACACACUCGAGGCACCAUUAUCAGCAUCACGCGAGCAUGACGACGCCAAAGUCUCACAGGAAGGGGACGACGACGGGUGAGGAGCACAACUGUUUGAACUGCCGAAAACGGAUAGAAAAGUUGUGCGCAAACUGUGACCGCGUUAUGAAGAGGUCCGUUAAGAAGAGCUUGUGUGCGAUCUGCCAGCAGGCGAUGGAGAACAGCCGGAUGCAGAAGGAGGCUCAGUCGGAGCUAAAGCGGCAGAGGAGCAAACUGUUACGCUCCAUGGAAAUGCUAGACGACGAAGAGGAUGAUCCGAGGCCAGCCUAUCCCACCACCGGAACUUCCCCCACCAACCCGUACAAAAUCAUCGACAUUCAGUACCACGAAAGUGACAACGACCACGACCUGGCCGUGCUCAACCCGGUGAUCGUGCGGAACAACUACAAAAAACAACCCUACUCCGUCAACAUCGCCAAGGAAUCGCUCUUCCACCCAAGCAAAAAGACCCCAGAGCCGAGAGUGGCCGUCAACAUCCGCAACGGGGAGGUCUUUGUGGACAACAACCUGGGACACGGCCGCCACGAGGACACCGAUGACGUGACGACGGACGAAAUGGACGACCGGAUCUCGAAGUACGUGCGCCACUACAACACGCUCUGGAUGAAGCGGGGCAUGAGGCAGAACAACAACCUCAAGAAUGGGAACGUCCUGAACGGGGAAAAGUUGUCGCCGUCGGCGAUGGCCGGAAAUGGGGGGAACGGAGCGAAGCUGCCAUCGCUUUCGCCGCCGAAAGUGUACGUCAGCGAUCGACCGGACAACGUGAAGAGUGACGCGAUGAAGACCACCGAGAAGAAGUGGGACGUUCCCGCUGUGGAGCGCACCAAAGUAUCCGCGGAAUCCCCGAGGGUGCUAACCCAGCUUGGCGCCAUCCGGAAGCAACUGCAGCUCGAGCAGCUUCAGAUGGAUAACCAAGGGCAUCAGCAGCAGCAGCAACAGCAUCAUCAGGACCACCACAAUUAACAACUAUGGGCGUUGGGUUGUUGACUCGCAAACUUAAAAACCGUCCAAUCCUCUACUCCAUCCAUAAAAAAACAUAUCACAAAAACUAUCUUCGUAAGCAAUAACCGGGUUUAGACUGUAUGACAGUGACUUUUACUUUACUUCUUUUUUUUUGAUAAGGGAAAACAUCGGUUAAAUAUAUUACAAAAGUUCAAUUUAAA